AUGCUCUUUUUGCAAAAGACUGUGGUUGGAGUCUCUUUUGGCCGCAGAUUUGAUUUGAUCGUGGGAUUCAUGUGGCCUUUGACGAAGCCCACGCAACCAGGGCUCAGUGUGACCAGUGCCAGCGCUUUCGGAGCCUUCAUUCGGAGCCUUCGGAGCGUGAGGUUUCCAGGCUCGCAGCUGCCCUGGCUCUUCAUAGGCAUGGAAUACGUGCGAACCAACUCCUUGCAGCUGGCGCAGCAAUGCCUGGACUAUGCCAGAACCUUGAUGCCGACCGACCCACGUGUCUACAAUGAGCUCGGUGUGGUGGCCUACCACAAGCGCAACUACGAGGAGGCGGUGCAACUGCUACGUCACGCGAUUGGCUUGUGUAGCCGGCCUGAUGAAGCGGUUCACUCCAACUUGGGGCAUGCAUUGUUGAAGUGUGGGCAACCAGCAGCUGCCUUGGAGGCCUUCCGCCAUGCGAUGCGCUUAGAGCCCAGCUCGGCGAAAGCGGCGGCGGGCGUGGCGUUCGCGCUGCAACUGCAGGGCAAGCUGGACGAGGCCAUCAACUACUAUCACCGCGCGCUGAACUUGGAUCGGAACGACGUCUUCAGCGCCGAGAUGUUAAACUAUGCGAUCACCGAGGCAUUGGAUCGAGGAAAUGGCCUUUGA
Durusdinium trenchii is the source of this 651-nucleotide messenger RNA. NCBI's taxonomy places the organism in Eukaryota, Dinophyceae, Suessiales, Symbiodiniaceae. The record is from the annotation of a GenBank genome assembly.